Molecule: messenger RNA, 313 nt
Organism: Aspergillus versicolor CBS 583.65
Lineage: Eukaryota; Fungi; Ascomycota; Eurotiomycetes; Eurotiales; Aspergillaceae
Exons: 1
Coding region: 30-233 (67 amino acids)
Source: RefSeq, a predicted model, not a curated record
CUUUGAAGGCGAUUCUGUUCUGGAUGGUAAUGGUCGGGAGCCACCAGGACGUGUCGGCCGAUUGGUUCGCAAGUCCUUUAAAUAACUCGCUGCAGGCAAGAAACCAAACAAUUCAUGAGCACGGGAGAGGUCACAGGGAAGAGCAAAAUUCUGAAUCAAAUCAAGUUCAAGGUAGUGUCAAGAGCAUGAAGAAUGCCAAGACUUGGGCCAGCAAUGCAGACUCACCGAUCUGAUCGUUGGACAUGUAUGAGGGGCCAGGCGGAGUAACCUUCCGCUGGGAAUCUCUGCCCUUGCUAUUCUGAAGAGAAGAUCU